This is a messenger RNA of Entrophospora candida, 126 nucleotides long. NCBI's taxonomy places the organism in Eukaryota, Fungi, Glomeromycota, Glomeromycetes, Entrophosporales, Entrophosporaceae. The record is from the annotation of a GenBank genome assembly.
AUGAUAAGAUCAGAGUUAGAAGAUCGUGUUAAAAAAGAAAAAAGUAUGAAUCAACCAAGUGGUGAACUAAGUAUGUUAGAAGAUGAUGGUGGAGUUGUUUGUUCAAUUGAUCACAUCAAGAAUUGA